Messenger RNA from Musa acuminata AAA Group (dessert banana), 985 nucleotides. RefSeq names its product agamous-like MADS-box protein AGL61. Gene Ontology annotation, biological process: regulation of transcription by RNA polymerase II. Gene Ontology annotation, molecular function: protein dimerization activity; DNA-binding transcription factor activity, RNA polymerase II-specific; RNA polymerase II cis-regulatory region sequence-specific DNA binding. The transcript has a single exon. The record is from RefSeq and is a predicted model, not a curated record. NCBI's taxonomy places the organism in Eukaryota, Viridiplantae, Streptophyta, Magnoliopsida, Zingiberales, Musaceae. The coding region runs from base 1 to 459 and encodes 152 amino acids.
AUGGAACCUGCGUUAGCAAUAGCAUCGCCGGUGAAAAGUAAGCGCACGAGUCGAGGCCGGCAAAAAAUCCGCAUUAAGAAGAUCGAGAACCCCGAGCAUCGCGCCGUGACCUUCAGCAAGCGCCGUAAGGGCCUCUUCGUCAUGGCCGCGGAGCUCUGCGCCCACACCGGCGCCCACGCCGCCGUCAUCGUCUUCUCCCCUUCCGGCCGACCCUACGCCUACUCCUAUCCCUCCGUCGACGAGGUCCUUCGCCGCUUCCUCGUCGGCCAGUUCCGGGACCGUGCAGGUCUGGGCGGGAUGCAGGAGUUGGUGCAGAUGCGUGCGCUCCUGCUCGGGGAGGGCGAUGAGCGCGCCGCGGAGCCCCACCGCGGGGCGGUGCUGGAGGAGCUGCAGCGCGGGGUGGAGGAGUUGGAGAAGCUGCGGAGGCUCGUGCUGGCGAAGGCCGACGUGGUUGGAUGACAUUGGUACCGUGGACGACAUCCCCGUUUGGGCUCGAGUGAAGGCAGAGAAAGGUACUCUUGCUGGGAGUGGGGUUGCAGGUUUCAAUGCAGGAAGCCACAGUUUUGGUACCCCUCCUGUCACUUGAUUCUUUGGUUUUAUUUCUUUGGAUGCUUCAAUUAUUUUUUUUCUCAAUUAUUGGAAGAGAGAGAUCUGUAAAUUUCACACAUGAAGUUUGACUUCAUGCGUUGUUCAAUACUAGCAUACUAGGACUGGAACCAAUCAAAAUAUUUCUUCCAAAGACUCUUUAGCUGGACGAUAUAUAGAGGAGAAACAAUAGUUACCCUUUUUAACUGGUAAAUUGCUACAUAUGUACAGAUAGUUCGUUCAAAAUUUUAUAGCAUCAAAGAAUAUAUUGUUUAACAAGCUGUGCCUGACAAUGCACUGCAACGUAUAAUCCACAUUUGACAUGCAACACUAAUAGGAUCAGCAUAACCAGCAAGUUGCAUUUACCAGACAUCUUAUGACAUCAUGCCAAAAAAAAGAA